AUGGUUUUUGAUUCAACGCCGAGCAUAAAGGAUUUACUGGCAUUUGAUUUCUUUGCCGAGGAUACCGGGUUCAAGGUGGAACUGGCGCAGAGAGAGGAGUUGGUUAAAUCCGACAAGAACACUGUUAAUUUCAGACUUAGGGUCACAGACCACAAGAAGCAAAGGAAAGAUAAACCCGCGCAUAAAGAGAACGAAGCAAUCGAGUUCGAGUUCAAUAUUGGUGUGGACGAUUGUGCCGAGAUCGCGAUGAACAUGUACAAGACAGGGAUGCUCCUCACUGAGGAUGACGCAAAGAAGGUGGCGCACAUCAUGGAGACCCAGAUUACAGGGCUAAACAAGGAGAGGGAGGCGGCUAAACUAGAACGGGCCUUGGAACAGGAAAACCAGGCCGCAGAAAACAGUAAGGCAGAAUUGAACUUGGAGGCUGAUCAGAAUCCUGAUAACCUCGAGGAUAGGGAGGAGCAGGGGUUAAGGGAGGACGAGGGUAUAUUGGACGACUCUCAGAAGCUUGAUCAGGAGCAGGGGGGAAAAGAUUCAUCUCCUCCGUAUGAACCCAAGGCUAGUGUACAGACUAGAGGGGAAAUACUACCCCGGGAGAUUAAGGGAAGUGAAGUGUCCGGGUCCCAGGUGUACCAGGAGGGAGGCAACCAGGGAUACCAGGCAGGGGGGGAGGGACCCCCUCCUCAACUUUAUCAACCAGACUUUCAGAGAGAGCUUGUAAAGAAACUACAGAAGCAAGCUAGUGUAGAUCAGAAGGUAACUCUGGUUCCAGCACUGCUAAAUCCUGAGGAGCAGUAUCAGCAACAGCAACAACAAUUACAACAACAACAACAGUUGCAGCAGAUACAACAGCAGAUCAACCAACAUCAUUUGAGUCAAUCGACUCAGAGUUUAAAUCAGCUGCAGCCAGCUCAACCGCAGUUAAGUCUGUCAACUCAAAACUUAUCUCAACUCCAACCAAACCAGCAGCAGCCAUUGAGUCAAUCCACACAAAAUCUUUCACAACUGCCAUCUUCUCAACAGCAGCAACUAGCUCAACAACAACUGGCUCAGCACCAGCAGCAUUUGGCUCAACAGCAACAGUUAGCCUACCAACAGCAACUAGCUCAACAGCAGCAGCUAGCUGAGCAACAACAACAGCAGCUUGCACAUCAGCAGCAAAUGGCUUAUGAACAACAGUUGGCCCAACAGCAACAGUUAGCACAGCAACAACAGAUUGCUCAGCAGCAACAUAUCGCCCAACAGCAACAAUUGAUUCUGAGUAAACAGCAGUCCCAACAGCAUAUAUCUGUGCCAGGAACUCAAAUAAACCCUGAGCAGAUUCAGCAAACUGUGCUAACUCAUCCUCAGGUUAUUCAGCAGUCUGUUCCUCAACAUGAACAGCAGAUACAGCAACAACAUGCUUCACAAUACCAGAUUCAACAACAACAUGCAUCUGAACAGUUGGUAUCUCAACAUCAAAUUCAACAACAGCUUUCCAAUGAACAGUUUGUUCAACAGCAGCAGAUUCAGCAACAACUUGUUCAAGAACAGCUAGUUCAGCAACAGCUCUCCCACGAUCAGGCUGUUCAACAACAGCAGAUUCAGCAACAACUUGUUCAAGAACAGCUAGUUCAGAAACAGCUCUCCCACGAACAGGCUGUUCAACAACAGCAGAUUCAUCAACAACUUGUUCAAGAACAGCUAGUUCAGCAACAGCUGUCCCACGAGCAGGCUGUUCAUAAACAGCAGGUUCACCAACAGUUGGCCCAAGAACAGCAGAUUCAACAACAGAUUUCCCAAGAACAGCUGAGUCUACAGCAACAAAUUUCUAACAAUGCACAGAUAGUUACUGGAGAUGAUGGAAACCUGUAUUAUGCUGGUUCUACGCAAAAUGAUUCUCAACUCUCUAAUCAACAACACAGCUUUCAAAUAACCCAGGCAGGUCAACCCUUUCCAAUCCAGGCACAAUAUACAGUUGCUGGGUAUCCGCAGGGAGAUGUAUCCAGGUACCCCCAGCACCAGGGGGAGGAUGGAGGGGUUCGUCAAUACCAACCUGAUCUUCCUUUGCAGGACGAGAUUCUUCAACAAGCUCAUAUUCAGCAGUAUUCUCACGUGAAUUCUUCCGAUUCAGUUCCAAUUAACCAAUCAACAUUUGCCGGUGAUAAAAUCGCCGCAGUUGAUAUGAGUAGAUCCCAGGAGUUUUAUCCUUCGGUUGAUAAUAAUACUGUCAUUCAUCAUCAACCAGGAGUAGACUCCAACGGAAUCUUCAUACCGGGAGGAACUGAUCCUAUAAAUAAAAUAGGAUCCGAGGUUUCUACUUCGGAUCAUCUUCCUAAAAGGAAGAUCAGUGAUAUAAACUCAGGGGGUCUUGUUCCCGGAGAAACCAAUCCUCGUCCAGGGUUAACAUCACAAUCCGUGGACUCGGCAAUCUCUUCUGUAGAUCCUGCAAUAAAAGAUAUCGUCAAAGAAUCAAGUGAAAUGAGUGGAGGGUAUACUGAUAGCGAUACCGGAGCAGCCGACCCGGACGGUAAAUCUGGCAAGAAGAGAGUUAAAAGAGAACGGAAGAAAACUGCUGCAAAUCUUGGACCACGAAUCAAGGUUCUACGGAUUAGUCCUAUUGAGGCUGGCGUAGAGGCGGAGGAAGGAGAAACCGAGGCUAAAGUUACUGAACCCGGCAAGGCAGAUGUGAAGGUUGAAUGCCAGAUGGAAACUUCGAAGCAGAAAACCGUCACGUUCGAGUUCUCCACCACCGACAUAGUGCCGGAGGAGAUGGCGAAUACGUUUAUCCGGGAAGAUCUGCUGGCGGAGCAGCAUAGGAGGAUUCUCGUCGAACAGCUGAUUGACAUUGUCAAGCAGUUAAAUGAGAACCCUGAACGGCUUCCUGUUGCCUCAUUUCCAACGGAGGAAUGUUUCUCUCCUACCAGAGAAAAACGGGAACAGUCCGCUGAAUCUGUUUGCAGGGGAGAACCGAAGUUGGAUGAUUCCCCCCCUCAGCCUGGAGAAGGGAAAGAGCUCUCUCCUCAGGGCACUGUAACCUCCAACAGCUCAGGGUCUGGAAACUCCCAGGGGAACACCCUCUCCGCCCCCAACAGUCCGGCCAAGAAGGUUGAGAAGGAGGAUCAAAAAGAAGAGAAGGAGCAGAAAAGUCGGUUUUCAAGAUUUAAUAUUACUCCGGUAGCGGAGACCAAAUCUGCAAACACGAGCUCCGAGAUAUCCCACUGCUCCUCUCCCAAUAAACCGGAUACCACGCCCACAUGUGGAGAUCCACCCUCACUCCUUGCUCCUUCGGAUCCGCCGGGCACUAAAGUUACUCUAGAUCAAACGAUGGAGACUGUCAGAAAAAUUGAGCCCUUGGAUAACUCCCUUGAGAGUGUGAAGAUGAAGCUGGAGCUGCUGAGGAUGGGAAGUGUGGAGGAUAUUGGGAGGAUGGAUCUGGUUGAGGAUAAACCCCCCAGGGAGGAGAAGAAUAAGGAGGACAGGGAGAAUAAACAAUCUCAGAUGAGCCUCUCAUUAAAGGAUUCUGUUGUCGUGGAUUCAACAGGAACCCCUCUACCCUCUCCUGGAGUUCUUCCCUCACCAACCUCCCAUCCUCUACUGCUGGCAGGACAAGCAGUUCAGGCGGUGACCAAGGAAACUAGAGACACGGAGACACAUCACACCCUUGACAGGUCUGGAAUGAAGAAUUUGGAAUCCAACUUGGAGAAGAUAUUGCAACCUGAUUACAGUUCACAGAACCAAUCCUUGCAGGAGGAUACAACCCUUACAGGGAUAACUCCGAUAGAUGGAAGUGAACAGGGUAUUCCUGUAUCAAGCUCGGAACCCAACCCGGAUCAUAACACAAAGACCAAAGACGAUUAUAUCGGUAACAAUCUCCAGGUGGGUUCGGAGAAUGGAAAAUCUAUCGAGGAACUUAUCGGAGAACCUGGGGGACAGUCAACUCCCGUCCCGUCUCCGGAUAGACCGAAGGUAUCGGAGGUUGACUCUGGUGUGAAGGUUGACACGAAGCCAACCAAGAUGUCGAGGUUCGACGUGAAGAAAGUGAGCGAGGAGAAAGAAGUUUCUGAUCCUGAGGUACAUCACACACUUCCACCCAUCUCAGGAAAUGAUCUGGAAAAUUUAAAAUUCGACAAGGCUAGAUCCAGGAGUAUAUCUACAGAGGCCUGGAGACUUAGUGCAGAGGAGGAACACUACGAUUCAUCUCCUUCUCCGGGUUCAUGCUACGAUACUGCUAGUGAGUCUAUACCUUACGGUACUGAAUGUCUCCCAGGAGUAGUGGAGGAGAACUUGGCCAGACAAGGUUUACUCCCAGAGGGUUUUGUUAGAUCCGGAGAAAGGUCAGAUUUCCAGCCUGUGUACUCGACAGCUAACAUGGACCCACAUGAUCUGAACCUAUCCUCUAUAUCCUCUUCUACCGUGUAUAGUAAUCAGGGCAAUCAGGGAUUCAUCCAGCCAGGGUUUAGCUCAAUAUCUUCUCUAGGUUUCCAGCAGGUUCAACCACAACCUAUAUUUACCACCUUAGCUCAGCAACAGCAUCAGCUCCAACAGCAGCAGAUACAUCAACAGCAGAUACAACAGCAGCAGCAGAUCCAACACCAGUUAAUGCAACAACUUCAGAAUCCAUCUUCUAAUUCCGGAUUUAUGCCUCCAAACCAAAUUAAUCCUGAGGUUAUCCCUACCCGUGGUAUGCAGAUAGUAGGACAGGAUUAUAAUAAUCAAUGGAAUCAACCUAACUAUGAUCUCAACUCCCAGAUUGGCGUGAACCAGGACGAACAUCACAUGAGCGGAGACUCUAUUCCAGUUGGUUGUGAGGCUAGUCACCUGGAAGUCCAGGGUAGACUAGAUGUAAGUCAGGAUUCAGGGAUGGUUAGUUUAAAGGAGGGUUCAUCAUACCAUCAAUCCCUGCCACAGGUGUGUGCCCCGCAACCAAUGUUACCCCCGACCUCCCUUCAUAAUAUCCCUGGUAACUCUGCCUUUGUUCAACAGAACUUUAGACCUCAACCUGAAUCAACAUUUAUCCCAGUAGAACCAGCCAAGGAUCCACAGUACGGAGAACAGGCUACCUUGAGACAAUCCCGAGUAAAUCCAAGAUUUAUCAUCACUGAGGUUCCAGAGAUUCAGCUUCAGAAUAAACCCCGGAGAAAACCUAAACCUAACAGUGAAAUAUUUGGGUUAGGAAGUUUUAGGAGAAAUCCAGGACUCCGACGUCAAUCUGAUGUUCAUCUCGGGUCCAAGGAUUCAUUAGUUAGCGGAAGUCCAACACAUAUAUAUAACACCAUACACACUACCAGCUCAAUCAAACCUAGGAGAAAUGUCAGAUCCCUCUCUCGGCUGGAUUUUCACAGGUCUCGGGUUGUAUCGGAGACGGGUUCGGAUUCGAAAACUCCUCCGAGUGGUCGGCUAGACACCGAGAUGAAACAAAAGACUCUGACUGAACUGAAUCAAGAUCUAGAUACAAUUUUUCACACGGAUAGCGGAGGAUCCGUAAACAACCUAUCCCUUCCUCGAUCUCCUCCGGGUUACGCGGUCUCCCGUCCUGUCUCAAGAUCAUCAAACUACGAGGAAUCCGACCCGGCACAGUUUUUAGCUCGCAGAACUAGUCAGGACGAGAUGGAAUCUCCAGUUUUAAACCGUUCAUUUAUCCGGAGAUACCAGAAUGAAAACAAUGCAAGCUUUAAACCUGUUAAAUCUCCGAUGAAAUUACUAAGAUCAAACUCCAGAACCUACCUAGAGGAACCAGUCAUAGAUGAACUAGAGGUUUAUCACACCAUAUCCGGAGAAAAAGCCAACCUAAUGGCUGCGUCUAGAACCCAGAACCCGUUUUCCAAGAUAAUGCGUCGACCGGCCAAUAUUGUAGCUGGUAUCCCAUCCAGUCUGAUAGCGGUCAACAAAGGAGUGUCUGCGACUGAUAUUGAAACUGAGACUAUCAAUGGUCUGAGUGAGGAUGUAUGGCGGCUUGACGUCGAGGCUGUAGAGGAUGAUCAAGAGCCGAUUACAGAGGAGGAAUCUAUCAUUCAGAAUGCUCUUAAUAAACUAGAACAGAGGCAUAUGAAUGAGAUGACCAACCUGCAGCGUAGGAUGGAGGAUUUGAAGAUGCAGUAUGUGCAGGAUAAAGAAACCUACAGGAUUCAACUAGUAUCUUCUCUCCUAGCUGCCAGGAAGUCCCAGGAGCAAGAAAGGUUGCAGCAGCAGCAGGAUGUAUAUAACUACGAGCAGAACGAGAACCUCAGGAAGCUCCAGGAACAGAAGGAUCUUCUCCAGAAGCAGAUUGAUCAAGAGCUUCUGCAGCAAAAGCAGCGGCAACACCAACAUCAGCAGCAACAACAGCAUCAUCAACAGCAGCAGCAUCAACAGCAGCAGUUUCAACAACAACAUCAUCAACAGCAGCUCCAGCAGCAGCUGCAACAGCUUCAGCAGCAAGGAGGUCGGGUCAAUAUGGGAUCAGAGCAUAAUCCUAUGAUGUUUAGUCCAACCAGCAUGAGUUUACAAAACCAGCAGAACCAUAAUCAGCAGGUUCUUCAACCUGUUCCUAGGAUUGCUUACGUGAGCCCCGGGAGUAACCAGUAUGCAAAUAUGCAACCACAGUAUAUUUCUGUGGGUGGGGGUCGUGUUAUAGCCGUGUCAUGUGCAGGAGGAGGUCAGCAGAUGUAUCUAACCCCUGAGCAGUUGAUGAUUCAGCAGAAUAUGCCCCAGCAGCAGAGAUAUUCUCCAGCUAGUAACCUAGAUCACGAGGUCGAGGAGAAACUAGAUCGCCUAGACUGUGAAUCUGUUCAGUCAGAACCUGUCCGAAAUCUUCCAGUUGAGAUGCACAAGAGAGAUUCUCUCUCCGAUAGCGGAGCCGAGGGGAGCGGAACGAAUACACCGACAAGAGGGAGAACUUUUACGGAGGGUUUACUCCGGUUUGUGCAUGAUAGUAAUUUACAGAAACCCGUCCCGGAGAGACGAGUUAGUAAUAUAGAGCAACCAGUAAUGGGACAUCAAUCCGGAGGACUUGGCAAUUCAUCUGUUCCGGUUCCGGUUAUUCAGGCGAAUAAUGCUCCGCCAUUUACCGCCAUUAAUCCGCCCCCAUUUUCCGGAGUGAUUCAGCAAUCCAAUGUCCCUGAGCCCGCCUAUCCUAGUGAGCUUAACGCCGACUUUAGAACUACAUCAUUAACCAGUCUCUCCAGUCAUGGAGGAUAUCAGGGAUAUCCAAACCAUUCUAACACCAUCCAUGGACAGUUGCCUCAGUAUGGAUACGGUGCAGGAACUUCAAAUCCCUCCUCGUUCCAAGUAAGAACAACCCCGUUAAAUCCCUCGGCUGUCCCAGUUAGACAGGAGUCUCGUCCUGCUAGUUCUCUAAUCAUGGGUGGAGAAACAACAUCAGUUAGACAACCUAUCAUGUCUAGUACAGCACAGCCUAGUAUGGGAUACAACACUAUGACAGGGAUGAUACCUGUUAUGAUGAUGCCGAAUACGUCCCAAGCUUUGUAUAGUACGGCUAGAUAUCAGCCUUCACAUGGUACCCCAGCCUCGCCUCCAGGUAUAGAUCAUAGAGCUAGCCCAGCUACUGGCUACAUACCCAGUAAUAUGAUGGGACAAUCUCAGGGUCAGGCUUUUGUUAAUCAUCCUUCCGUUAACAAUAUCCAGAAUACGUACCGACCUCUACCUGGAUAUUCAAAUAUUCCGGUUAACCUGACUCAAGGUGCCAGUCAAGGAAUGGUUCAGGAUAUUAGUAUGUUAAACUCUGCUCCGGGAGCAUUAAACCAGGGUUCCGGAGUCUUGAACCCAGUUCCAGGUUUGAUCAAUCCUGGACCCACGCUGUUGAAUCAUUCUGUCAUACUAAAUCAAGGUCAAGCUGUCAUGAAUCCGGCUACAUUAGCUGGUAUGGGCAUAAACCAUCCUUUAAAUAUGCCCGGAGGCUCGUAUCCUGUAUUAAACCAACCUAUGAACCAUCAACAAGGUUCAACUGCUCCAAGUAUAGCUGGAUCUAUGGCAGGAUCCUAUCAUGAAUCUGUUCAUGCUGAGGAUUCAGUCUACGGUUCUAAUCUAGACCUGGAGCCACAACAAUAAACUCUAACCUGGUAUCCCUGCUCCGUCAGUAUUAGCUGUAGCAGUAAACCCAGUUUAGAAAUCAUAAGUAUAAUAUAUAAAUAUAAGAUUAUGACGCUUCUAUUUUGAA
Molecule: messenger RNA, 8137 nt
Organism: Eurytemora carolleeae
Lineage: Eukaryota; Metazoa; Arthropoda; Copepoda; Calanoida; Temoridae
Exons: 21
Coding region: 1-8028 (2675 amino acids)
Biological process (GO): negative regulation of sodium ion transport; positive regulation of potassium ion import across plasma membrane; positive regulation of sodium ion transmembrane transporter activity
Cellular component (GO): cytoplasm
Molecular function (GO): protein serine/threonine kinase activity; chloride channel inhibitor activity; potassium channel inhibitor activity
Source: RefSeq, a predicted model, not a curated record